This is a messenger RNA of Cadophora gregata, 2258 nucleotides long. RefSeq lists its product as uncharacterized. Bases 150 to 1949 code for a protein of 599 amino acids. The record is from RefSeq and is a predicted model, not a curated record. The transcript has a single exon. Gene Ontology annotation, cellular component: site of double-strand break; nucleus. Gene Ontology annotation, molecular function: protein binding. NCBI's taxonomy places the organism in Eukaryota, Fungi, Ascomycota, Leotiomycetes, Helotiales, Ploettnerulaceae. Gene Ontology annotation, biological process: regulation of DNA double-strand break processing.
UCCAGGCGGGAAAUCACGUCUAAAUUUGAACUUUUACCAAUUUAUGUAGGGAUCUAAACCCUCGUAACGUCACCGAAUUAUUUGGCGUUAUCGCAGGACCUGCGAUCUCAAAACAUUCCACAACAUUCAGCAACUACCUAGGUAACAAAAUGAGCGACGAUGAAGAUUACGAAGUGGAAGGACCUGAACUGGCCGAGGAAGAUCCUAUGAGAGCGUUCCUACCACAAGCUUUCGGAAAGAAGUCGAAAGAGGCAGACGUCGCGGCGCAAACUGGGAGGACGAAGAGAGCUGUUGACAAGGCUCCAAUUGCAGCAAAGAGCUCUGAUGGUAAUGGAGAAGGACAGCGGAAAAUCGCACAGGAGCCAGCCUCGAAGGAUUAUGGAUCCGACGACGAUGAUGACUCGGACGACGAUUCAGACCAGUCCGAUGACGACGAAUAUCCAGUUUCGCAUGAGCUGGUGCUCAAGACUCACGAUCGCGCAGUUACGACAACUGCUGUCGAUCCAUCUGGCGGAAGAAUGGUUACAGGAUCCACGGACUGUACGCUGAAGCUACAUGACUUUGCGUCUAUGACGCCGACAACUCUUCGGGCGUUCAAGAGUGUGGACCCAAGUGCCUCAAAGACCUCUACCAACUCCGAAACCCACCCCAUAAACCAUGUUGAAUUCAACCCAUUGUCAGGAGGAACAUUCCUAUGCGUCUCGGCACACCCACAGGCCAAGAUAAUGAGCAGAGAUGGGGAGGUUCUAGCGGAAUUUCAGAAGGGAGAUAUGUAUCUGAGGGACAUGAACAACACGAAAGGACAUAUAUCAGAAGUCACCACUGGUACCUGGAAUCCUGUCGAUAAAAACUUAUGCGUAACCGCUGGAACAGACAGCACCCUACGGAUAUGGGAUGUCAACCACAAGCGAAGCCAGAAAGAGGUCAUUGUACACAAAUCAAGAGCUGCUGGGUCCGCUGGAAGAACGCGAAUGACUGCAGUCGUCUGGGGAAGUCCUAUGCAAGGGGGGAGUAAUAUUCUUGUCGCUGCGGCUCUGGAUGGAAGCUUAGUGAUGUGGAGCGGAGACGGGCCAUUUUCUCGACCUACAGCAGAAAUUCGGCAAGCUCAUAAGCCAGAUACGUGGACCGGAGGGGUUGAUAUCAGCAACGAUGGUCGGAUGGUUGUUACGAGGGGUGGUGAUGAUUUGAUCAAGCUUUGGGAUCUUCGGAAGUUCAAGACUCCGGUUGUUACAGUCUCGCACCCUUCAACCUCGGAUGUGUACGCUGUAACAAACAUCAAGUAUUCGCCAACAUCUUCAAGUAUUAUCACUGGCUCGGCAUCCGGUCAUCUACAUAUUCUCAAUCCCGGAAAUCUAAAGCCUGAGCUGGUGACACCAGUAACUCCCGGUUCACCUCUGAUCACAGUGGAGUGGCACCCCAAGCUCAACCAGAUCAUCACAGGUUCUGCCAAUUCGGAAGUCCACGUUCUCUACAAUCCCAAUACCUCUGUCCGCGGUGCAGUCGACGUAGUGUCUCGAGCUCCCAAGAAACGCCACGUGGACGACGACCCUAACUUCACCACUGAUCAGUCGACAGGUCUCCCAGGAGAUAGUAUCGUCAGUGCUGGAGGAGUUGUUACAAGUGCUGGAGCAACUUCGUUCGCAGCCCGCCAUCCGACCGUCGGCCUCACAGCUUCCGGUCGAUCAAGAGAUCCUCGCAGGCCGCAAAUACCCAUGGUGACUCCAUUCAUGAAGAGUCAACCAGAUGAGAAGCAUAUCAACGACAGCAUUUCUCUCAGCAGUAUGAGAGAUGAGGAUCCUAGAGAGGCGUUAUUAAAAUAUGCGGAGUUGGCAAAGAAGGAUCCAUUGUUUACGAAUGCUUGGAAGGAUACGCAACCCGUUACUCAGUAUGCUGAUUUGAGUGACGAGGAAGAGGAAGAGGGGCCGGAUAAAAAAAAAGUGAGAAGGUAAUAGAUCUCGGCGCUUUGCGCGAACAGUUUAGGACAUUACGGAUAUAUUACGGAUAUCAUGGCGUUGAAAUGGCGCCCGUAAAAGGCUAUAAUCGGAUAUGAGCGUAAUGUAUGUAAGUGAUGUAGAUAUGAAUACCCAUACGCGGUGUCAUUCACCGCAGGAAAAUCGCAACCAUCAAUCUGAUGCGUGUCUUUUCUGCUUACGGCUGUUAAGUGGCUGCCAUGACCCGAGUCAAUGGCAGGCAUUCGAAGAAGAAUCACAACAUUUUUAUUUGCGCAUUUUCCACUCUGACUCUAUUAAACAUUAUUG